This is a messenger RNA of Ogataea parapolymorpha DL-1, 1278 nucleotides long. Its product is annotated as alpha 1,6-mannosyltransferase. The record is from RefSeq and is a predicted model, not a curated record. Gene Ontology annotation, cellular component: mannan polymerase complex. Gene Ontology annotation, biological process: protein N-linked glycosylation. NCBI's taxonomy places the organism in Eukaryota, Fungi, Ascomycota, Pichiomycetes, Pichiales, Pichiaceae. Gene Ontology annotation, molecular function: alpha-1,6-mannosyltransferase activity. The coding region runs from base 1 to 1278 and encodes 425 amino acids. The transcript has a single exon.
AUGUAUUCGAGUUUCAGCAGGUAUAUCGAAUCUCCUGGACCCAAUACCAAGGAAAUGGCUCCAUCUCAAGUGCCUCGGUAUAUUUACAACCUAUGGAGAAGCUAUAAGUAUAUGAUCCUGUCCACUGUUGCUGUGUUCAUAUUGUUAAACUUGAGUUUGGGUGAUCCUACCAGUUCUGUCAGAAAGCGGUAUAGCCUGUCAGACUUUUACCCACAGAGCUUUUUUGGAAAUGCUACUCUGAUCAAGACCCCGCCUCCUCGAAAGAAUAUUCAUGAUAUGUAUACAAUCGAGGCUCGACUUAUUCACUAUUUUCCUUACGAGGCAGAAGGUGAAAUUGAAAACAAUAUUUGGCAGAUGUGGCAACAAAGACCAGACGACAGGAAAUUUCCAGUCAAUUGCUUUCCUCACAUUCAACGAUGGAGACUGGUGAAUGACGAUUACAACCAUAAUUUGAUUUUGACGUCGGAGGGAGAAUCUUUAGUUUCAGAUUAUCUCAAGGACCAGGUGCCAGAGGUUUUGGAUGCACUACUCAAACUUCCAGAUGUCCGGCUCAAAUAUGAGUUUCUCAAGUACCUGAUAGUGUACAUUGGUGGUGGAUUGUUUGCAGACAUUGAUACAAUUUGCGUGAAACCGAUGAAAUACUGGUAUGAAUCUCGUAUAAUUCCUGGUAAGCUGAUGGUGGGCAUUUCUACAGACUACAACGAUGAGAACUGGACGUUGCUAUACAACAGAAGGUUAUCAUUUUCAAAUAAGCUUUUCAAAGCAAAGUCCCAUCACCCUUUUUUGGCAAAACUUAUUGCUCGAAUUACCUAUAUGGUUCACAACGAUGAUCGCAUAAUUCAUGAGAUUGACUGGAAUACAGCUUUUGAAAAUUUGGAUAGCAAUGGUGAACCGCUAACACAAUGUACUGGUGAAUCAGUUUUCACUGACACUUUAUUUGAGUAUCUGAAUGAGCUUGAAUCUCCUUUCAUCUACAGAGUUGCAAGAACAGACAAAGACUUAUUACCACAAAAGAUUGUGGGCCCUGAAACACAAGACCGCAUUUCAUACAAGCUGCUUAGCCUAGCUGUUGGGCCGACACAGGUUGAUGAUGUUAUCAUCAUGCCAGAAAUUACAUUCAGAGGAUCUAAGGAGUUUGAAAGUCACAAUUCAAAAAGCAUGAAACAAGAUUACACAGCAGAAUACGACGAUGAGAAUAAAAGAGAAGGAUACGAAAAACUCUACUACGCAAGACCACUUAAUAUACUCACAUGGGACGACUUCGAUAAUUCUAAGUGA